Messenger RNA from Brenthis ino (lesser marbled fritillary), 252 nucleotides. Lineage: Eukaryota; Metazoa; Arthropoda; Insecta; Lepidoptera; Nymphalidae. The record is from the annotation of a GenBank genome assembly.
AUGAAAGUCACAGUUAAAAGUUGGACAGGUGUAGCGACUUGGCGGUGGAUAGCAAACGACGAUAAUUGCGGUAUAUGUCGCAUGCCCUUCGACAGUUGUUGCCCUGAUUGCAAGUUGCCUGGCGACGAUUGCCCUCUCGUUUGGGGCGCGUGCUCCCAUUGCUUCCACAUCCACUGUAUUGUGAAGUGGUUGCAUUCCCAGCCUCAACAGCAGUGCCCUAUGUGUCGACAAGAUUGGAAGUUUAAUAACAAG